AAAGGCGCGGGGCGGAAGUGGCUGUUGCAUUUUGGCUGCCACAACUGCGCGGCGGUGCAGCAACCUGCGGGACGUCUGCUACGCCUGCCCGCGGCCCAGCUGCUGCCAUGACCCGGCCCAGCCGGCUGCAGAAACAAAUUCUGAGCCUGUACCGCGAGCUGCUGCGCGCCGGGCGCGGGAAGCCGGGCGCCGAGGCGCGGGUGCGGGCCGAGUUCCGGCAGCACGCUAGUCUCCCGCGCUCCGACGUUCUUCGCAUCGAGUAUCUGUACCGCCGCGGGCGGCGGCAGCUCCAGCUGCUGCGUUCCGGCCACGCCACGGCCAUGGGUGCCUUCGUGCGUCCGCGAAGCCAGACUGAGGAGCCCGGAGGCGCGGCUGCCCCGGGGACCCCGCUUGACGAUUGUGAUGGUCCUGGGAACCCACACAACGGUAUGGGGACACCGGAGACCCGACCCGAUGUACAGUGACGGGCAGAAGAGCUCACUCGGUGACCCAGGAGCUCCCGCUUGACAGUUUGGGGAGGACCGGGACCUCAUCCUCCGCACGUUGUGGGGACAGCCACGUGGUGCACGGGAAGAGAUGCCCGACCUUUCCUAAGUAUAGUGACAGGUCAGACCCCGCCCCUCCUCCGCCGCAAGGGCUUAGAGCGGCCUGGGAGGCCAGUAAGGCUUGACAGUGUCAAGCUGAGAUCUACUUACCCAAAGGCAUGAGGAGCCCAGACUUCCCCCACACCAUGGCCAGAGAGAGCUUGACAUCCUUCUCUUGACCUCUGAAAACACCCACCCCGGAUUCUCAAGGACUGCUCCUUGCUGUAUUUAACUCUAAGAAGAGCAGACUUGAUGAAUGGUGAGAGGCCUGGAAUCCCCAUUGGAAGCCCCCCUCCAUCCAUUUGACAUCAGGACCAUGAAGAGGGCAUUAGGAAUCUGUCACCCCAGGUGACCGAUAAAGACUCCCUGCUUCAUGAUCCUAAGGGGCAGCCCUGCCUCCUGGGCUCCUUCCCUUUCCAUUGAACAAAGGGAAUAAAAUUGAGGCCGUGCUUAUUUCUCUGUUGAUGGUCUGAAAGAUUUUAUGUAUUUGAGGAGUUUUAAAGACACACACUGAGAAGUGGCCCUCUGAGAGAUAAUGGAUGUAGAGAGCUUUUUUUCCUCUGGAGCCCUUCCUUGGGCAGAUCAAUGGAGAAGACCCACCCUAGCUUUAACCCAAAGAGACCCCACUUGUUUAUUGGGGAGAAAUGAGGUAGGAGAGGAAAGGAUGGAGCUGGUGACCCCUGAGGCAAUAGUAAGGGAUCUCAAAACUCUCCACCUUCCUCAAUGCUGACAGGAAUUUCAGCCCCAGCUACACACUGGGAGUUUUGUCAGUAAGGCCCAGGGGCAUGGAGCAGAGAGGUGGACCCACAGACCGUCCUCAUAUUAAUCUUCCCUGAUUGACAGAGUACUGCAUUUUUAUAUUUGGACCCUCGUUAGUAAAGUACAUGGAAAACAGAUAAAUCUUGGUAGAUACAGUUUGGGGGAGUAAAGGAGCCCAGACCUUGGACUGAAUGAAGGACAGACAGAAAAACAUGGUCACUGCCCUAAUCCCAGUAAAGGACCCAGGCACCCAAAUAAGACUGAGAUGCAGGAUCCCAGGUGGGGCCUAGAGGGCUCCAGAGCAGAAGGCUGUGGCACUGCUAGCAUGUGGUAUCUCUUCCAGCUUUGUUUUUAGUCCUCACCAUGGGACUUCAAUGACUUCUCCAUCUCUGCCUGUUUUUUCAUCAAGGUCACCCUGGUUUUGUUGUCAUUCUUGUUUGUUGUGCUGGACUCUUGCACAUUCGAGGCAAGCUUUCUACAGCCCCAAGGUGGUCCUGUUAAUCCUACCCUGCCUCCAUCUCAAAUUAAGGCUGAAGGGCCGGGGAUUUAGCUCGGUGUUUCUGGCACCUGCCUUGCAAGCGCAAGGUCCUGAGUUUGAUCCCCGGUACUAAAAAAAAAAA
Molecule: messenger RNA, 1963 nt
Organism: Heterocephalus glaber (naked mole-rat)
Lineage: Eukaryota; Metazoa; Chordata; Mammalia; Rodentia; Bathyergidae
Gene: Sdhaf1
Product: succinate dehydrogenase complex assembly factor 1
Biological process (GO): mitochondrial respiratory chain complex II assembly
Cellular component (GO): mitochondrion
Source: RefSeq, a predicted model, not a curated record